Molecule: messenger RNA, 1560 nt
Organism: Aspergillus clavatus NRRL 1
Lineage: Eukaryota; Fungi; Ascomycota; Eurotiomycetes; Eurotiales; Aspergillaceae
Product: putative amino acid permease
Exons: 6
Coding region: 1-1560 (519 amino acids)
Biological process (GO): transmembrane transport
Cellular component (GO): membrane
Molecular function (GO): transmembrane transporter activity
Source: RefSeq, a predicted model, not a curated record
AUGGAUUACAACACAGUCGAGAAGGCCGACUACGGCAAUGGCAACGGAAAUGGCUUCAAAUCCUCCCAUGACAGAACUGUGGAAGCUUCACCUCAACAAGAUGGGUCUCGACCUAGGCCCCGCCUGGAGAGAUAUCUCGGCUUUCUGCCCAUGCUGGCGUUUGCAGCCACGCUUCAAGCUUCCUGGGAAGCUAUCGGGGCAAGUCUCUACGCUGGGUUGGAGAAUGGCGGUCCAGUGGUCCUAGUGUACGGCCUGAUUUUGGCAAUCGUGGGCUCUUUGGGGAUUGCUCUAUCGCUUGCAGAACUGGCAUCAAUUACCCCCGUGGCGGGAGCCCAGUAUCACUGGACGUACGACCUUGCUCCAUUUGCGCCCCGGUUUCUCAGCUUUAUUCAAGGAUGGAUCACGAUGUUCUCCUGGUGGGCCAACGUGGCCACCUCUCCCUACCUGAUCGGAACUCAGAUCCAGGCCCUCGUCGUCAUGAACUACCCUACGUAUACGCCCCAUUCCUGGCAUGCGACGCUGAUCAUCUGGGCCGUUUUGUUGAUUCCCCUGACCGUCAACAUCUAUGCACGCCGUCUGCUCUCCCCCGUCGAAGUGGUGGGUGGGAUCAUUCAUAUCUUAUUCUUCCCAGCGGUGCUGGUGACUUUGAUCGCGCUGGGAUCACGCAAUUCCUCCGAGUUCGUCUGGACAUACUUUGAGAACUCCAGCAGCGGAUGGCAGAAUGACGGCGUCAUCUGGUCCAUAGGGCUGUUGACCGCAGUCUAUACCCUUGGUGGAUUCGAUGGUGUCGUCCACAUGGCGGAAGAGAUCAAGGAUGCCCCCCGUGCCGUCCCACGGUCCAUGGUGUACAGUGUGCUCAUUAACGGCUGCGUGGCCCUGGGCUUCACCAUCGGCCUGCUCUACACGAUGGGCAGCAUCACGGACGCACUUAACAGCCCAAUAGGCUACCCAAUCCUUACCAUCUUCUACCAGGCCACCAAAUCCACCGCCGCUGCCACCGGCAUGAUGAUGAUGCUCGUCCUCCCAGGCUUCGUCGCCCUAUUCAACGGCCUCGCCUCCGUCACACGGCUCACCUGGGCCUUCGCCCGCGACGACGGCCUCCCCUUCUCCAGUUUUUUCGCGCACGUCUCCCCGCGCUACCAGAUCCCGCUGCGCGCCCUCUUCCUCGUCGCCGUGAUCACCGUCCUCCUCGCGCUCAUCAACAUCGGCUCCACCACUGCCUUCAACGCGCUGCUGUCCCUGACCACCCUCGGGCAGUACAUCUCCUACCUCCUCCCCGUGAUCUUCCUGCUGAUCAAGCGUCUGCGCGCCCCACACGAGAUCCGCUGGGGAUCCUUCCGGCUGGGCCGCUGGGGCGUGCCGGUGAACCUCUUCGCCAUCGUCUACGGGGUGUAUGUGAUUAUCUUCCUGCCGUUUCCGCCGAAUUACCCCGUCGACGCGAUGAAUAUGAACUACGCGGCGCCGGUGUUCCUGGGUGCGCUGCUGUUUGCGGUCGGGGACUGGGUUGUACGCGGACGGAAACAGUGGCAGGGGCCUCGAGUCAGGGUACGGGCCGACUGA